Messenger RNA from Ornithorhynchus anatinus (platypus), 1248 nucleotides. RefSeq names its product chromatin accessibility complex subunit 1 (gene CHRAC1). Gene Ontology annotation, cellular component: nucleus; CHRAC. Lineage: Eukaryota; Metazoa; Chordata; Mammalia; Monotremata; Ornithorhynchidae. The record is from RefSeq and is a predicted model, not a curated record. Gene Ontology annotation, molecular function: protein heterodimerization activity. The transcript has 4 exons. The coding region runs from base 27 to 665 and encodes 212 amino acids.
AGAGCGGCGGUCCGGCCGGCGGGGGCAUGGCGGGGGAGGCCGCAGGCCCGGGUUGGCCUCCUCCACGACAUGACGACGAUGAUGACGAUGAUUAUCCAGGGUCUUCGCUGGAAGGCUCCACGCGAGCCGGGCCGAACUACAACUCCCAGAAAGCAAAGCGGCGGGCGGCGCCUCCUUCAAUGAACUUUAUUAGCGGACGGAGGCCGCGGACAAGACAGGCCAGGACGGGCCAGGACGGGCCAGGACGGGCCGGGGCAGGCGGAGGGAAGAUGGCGGACGGGUUGGGAGGCAAAGGCGAGAGGUUGGCGGCCCAGCGCCUGGUGUCGCUGCCCCUGUCCCGCAUCCGGGUCAUCAUGAAGAGCUCCCCAGAGGUGUCCAGCAUCAACCAGGAGGCGCUGGUGCUGACGGCCAAGGCCACGGAGCUCUUCGUUCAGUAUCUGGCCACCUAUUCCUACAAACACGGCAGCGGGAAAGAAAAGAAAUCCCUCACCUACAGCGACUUAUCCAACACGGCGGAGGAGUCGGAAACAUUUCAAUUUCUCUCAGAUAUAUUACCAAAGAAGAUUUUAGCUAGUAAAUACCUAAAAAUGUUAAAAGAGGAGAAGAGGGGAGAAGGAGAGGAGGAGGAGGACGAAGACAGUGAAGACGAAGAAGCGGAAUCCUAAGGACGCGGCCCCCUUUCAAAAAGCUCAUCUCACUGGUGCCGUCUCCCCGCGCACCCUGCUUCUGGCUCCAUGUGUCUCAUCUCUUGCUUCUCCAAGAAAGACUCCAGCAGGGAUCAUUUCUUUUUCUUUUCUGGCUAAACCCGGGCACGUACCAUGCCCACGUACCUGGGCAGUUGCCUGAAGUGGGUGAGGCGGCAGGGGACCCUUCGGCCCAGCGGCAGCGGCCCCGGACAGCCGACCCCUCAGCGUUAAGGGAAAUGGGCCUGGCCUUUUUCCCUUACCCCGUGCCGUUUUGAGGGUCGUCUGAGUACUUCUCAAACUGAAGUCACUGUAACCUGUGUGUAUUCUGGACUAUCUUUCUUGGAGUGGCAUCCGCCUUAUCAGUGAAGCACCCGAAGGGGCCAUGAACUGGAUCCUACAGUACCAGGUUCUGUAGAGCAAGAAAAUGUAAUUUUGCUGUUGGACAAAAAUGACUAUUUUUUUUUACUGUAAGGUAUAUUUGCCAUUUUGUAUUUUUUAGAGAUGGUGUAUAAUAGGUUUUUUUCCCAAUAAAAUGUUUGGUAAAAUGAGAUUUUUCCCUUGA